ACACUUUGAAAAAGCACUUUCGAAAGAACUGUGCUCAUAAACGUCAGUAGUGCAGUAGCAGUGCAUUUAUCAAAUUUUUCACCAAGUUUCAUUCUUACCAGAGUACUAAGUGUUAUAUUUACAAUGCCAGGAGUUGACUUUAUUAUUGAGAUAUUUCUUCUUCUGACACUUGUUGCAUUAAAAACCUUUUUUGCAGGCAGGGGGGUUGAUGGUGAGACAGUGACUGGAGUGUUACAUGAGCGAGUGGAGCUUCGAGGACGUUAUGGACAAAAUCCAGAUGUGGAAUCUGUGGAAUGGGCUAGCUAUACUGUAAAUUCAACAAGGAAAGUGUUAUAUAGCGUUAUUAAGGCAGGAAAUGUUACAUGCUUUUAUCGCUGCCAAAAUAUUUCUUUUAAUUUAGAGAAUAUGAGUCUUAUUUUGGAUCAUAUCACAAAGAAAGAUGAAGGCAAUUAUGAGGAGAAAACUCUCUUUAAAAAUAAGACCAUUCUAUAUUUUAAUAUCACAUUAUCUGUACCAUAUUUGAAGCCAAGGAUUCUAUCUGUAUCAAAAAUCAUUGUCUCUUCUUCUUCUGGCUCUCUGACCCUGAAGUGUGAGACCAGCGGGAAGUUUAAGCAUCUGCAGUGGUUUAGAAAUGGUCUUCCUUUGCCUGAUGACCAGAGAUUCUCCCUCAGUGAUAACAACAAGACCAUGGUGGUGUCCAGCCUGACCAGUUCAGACUGUGGCAACUACACCUGCCAAGUAUCAAAUGCACACAGAACAUCAGCAGCGCAUGUUAUUGUCAGCGGUGAUGUUUGUGAACCGGUUUCCUGGUUUUGUGAAGAAGUUUAAUCUGUGUGAGCAAAUAUUAUGUCUCUCACAAGGCUGUCGUUCAUGUCUAUUUCCUCUUGAUCCACCAACUUGACACGACUUGACUUCAGGCCAGAUUCGUUCAACUAUGUGAUUCUGAAUUUGCAACAAAGGUUCAUCAGUCAAUCUGUUGUGGUGGUUAAUGAAAAAUAUGUUAUGACCCAUUUGGGGAAAAAUAAUUAUGCAGAAUUCACAGUAAAUCUGUAAAUGUAUCAACCCAGCAGUCAUUAUGCACAUUUACACCUGGUCCUCUGCUUAAGGACAAUUUUCCCAAAUGGAAUGUACAUUAAAAAAAAACAAUGUAACUAGAAUUUAAAGUACUGAAUAAAGUCCAGUGUUGUUGUUGUUUUUUUUAUUUCAGCAGUUGUUUAAUGUUAAGAUGUAACCAGAUUUAAAAAAAUCUGUUCUUG
This is a messenger RNA of Tachysurus fulvidraco (yellow catfish), 1256 nucleotides long. Its product is annotated as HEPACAM family member 2-like. Lineage: Eukaryota; Metazoa; Chordata; Actinopteri; Siluriformes; Bagridae. The record is from RefSeq and is a predicted model, not a curated record. The coding region runs from base 124 to 828 and encodes 234 amino acids. The transcript is spliced from 5 exons.